AUGGAACCGGUUUUGAUCACCGAGGUGCAAUUGCUUGUCGAUAGAUUUUUGGGAAAAAAAUGGAAAGACUACAUCGCAGCCGUAUUCGAGAGUUCAGCCUAUGGAUGUGCGAGACUUGAGCUGUUCGCAUCCGAGGCGAAACUCCGCACCGUUGAGCCAGCAAAAGUGCUUCUCCUAGCAGAAUGCGUAUCUAUUCGGACAGCGUUUGCAGAAAAAGACAUUCGGGUUAUUAAAAUGCACAUGAAAGACAACGCCUCGUUGACGAUCACUUCGAAAGAGUUCAGUCUAUUGAGGGACACAUUGUCUAAAGCAACCUUCCCGCAUAAAUAUGUGACAAUCCACCCCUCGUCCUCUUCCUCCAUCGAUUCCCCAUCGACUCCACUAUCGUUAGAAGAUCUAUUUGACAAAAUCCCGAUCCUUCUCUUACCGACAACGAUGAGUCGAACGAAAAGAUGGAGAGAUGGGAAUUAUGAUCUCCAUUUCUCGGAAAGCUCUUUGAAUCUUGAGGCUGGAGGAACGAUUAUGGAUUCUUGGGAUUACGGGUCGAUCCUGUGGGUAGCCACUGGAGAGCGAUGUCUUGGCUUUGAAGUGGAAAGUGCCGGGAUCAUCGAGUGUGCUUGUGCCGCUCCACAACUUGCUGUCGACAACUUCCGAAAAUUCGUUAAAUUCAGCUCAAUCUUCAGACCUGUUCAAAAAAGAACGUUGAACACGUAUAACAGGAACUACACCCCACUUCGCGAAGAGGCUCCCCUAUCGAAGGCGCCGAUUGCCGAAGAUGAAGAAGAAUAUUCUGAAGUUGCCGACAGUCGGGCCUCCACCAAUCGCACGAAGGACAGCGGGGUUUCGGUGGGCGAAGCAAAGGAGCAACCAGCUUCGAUUAGUCGAACGAUCUCAAGAAGUAUGCAAGAACUGGCUGCAAAAGAGAAAAUCGAAGAAAAGAAAACGUUCAUGAAAUUCUUUAGAAGAAAUUCCGCAAAGCAACGCCCUGACAAGGGCCGAGAAGCAUUCGAGCAAAACGCCAGCAAUGAAUGGCUACAUGUAUCCUCAAAGUCAAAAAUCACACCCGAACAAGCUCAAGGAACAGUUGGGACAAUAUUUCGAGCAGAAAUGGAGAAUGCAGGGAAUAGGAAUCGGACACGCACAAAUGGAAAGGACACCCUCGGCUCAUCGGCUUUCGACUUUAGCCUUUUGGACCAAGAAUUAGCCAAGCAAUUCGGUCAUUUGAAUCCAAGUGAAAGAUCGAGUGUCGCA
Mesorhabditis belari is the source of this 1251-nucleotide messenger RNA. The record is from the annotation of a GenBank genome assembly. Lineage: Eukaryota; Metazoa; Nematoda; Chromadorea; Rhabditida; Rhabditidae.